Molecule: messenger RNA, 127 nt
Organism: Funneliformis geosporum
Lineage: Eukaryota; Fungi; Glomeromycota; Glomeromycetes; Glomerales; Glomeraceae
Source: the annotation of a GenBank genome assembly
CCGAACGUACUUUUCAACGAAUUCGAGACAACAUCGCUAAAAGUCUCUGCACUCGCAUAUAUGGAUGACACUCUAUGGAUUGCGAACUCUCAGAGUGAUCUCACUAACAUCGUUAACUUAGCCGAAA